AUUAUUAAAAUGAUUAACUCAACUUCAACUUCAACUCAAAGACCAGUUUUGGCUCUUUCUCACCAAGAAAACAUUGAACACUUUGAUAUUGAGCAAUUAGUGAGUCGUCUUAGACAUAAGCUUUCAGGUAAAAAGUUUGUACUCGUCUUAGAUGAUAUAUGGGAUGAUAACCGUUCAAAAUGGAUUGAGUUGAAAGAUCUGAUAAAAGUUGGUGCAGUAGAAAGCAAAAUCUUAGUGACAACACGUAGUAACUUGAUUGCUUCGAUGAUGGGAACGGUUCCCAUGUAUACUUUAAAAGGUCUUUCUUUGGAUAAUUGUUUGUCUCUCUUUGUCAAAUGGGCAUUUAAGGAAGGAGAAGAAGUAAAGUAUCCACAUCUAUCGGAGAUUGGAAAAGAUAUAGCGAAAAAAUGCCGAGGGAUUCCAUUAGCAGUGAAAACGUUAGGAAGUUCACUCUUCUCAAAAUUUGAUUUAGAUAAGUGGAAGUUCGUCAGGGACUCCCAAAUAUGGAAUUUAAGGCAAAACAAAGAUGAUAUUUUACCUGUGCUUAAGUUAAGCUAUGAUCAAAUGCCAUCCUAUUUGAGACAUUGUUUUGCUUAUUUUUCCCUUUUUCCCAAAGAUUAUCUUUUUACUCUUGGUGAAAUUUGUAAUCUAUGGGAUGUAUUUGGAUUAGUUCAAUCACCAAAUGGAAGUCAAAAGCUAGAGAACAUUGCAAGAGAUUAUAUAGAUGAGUUACAUUCAAGAUCAUUUCUUCAGGAUUUUGAAGACUUUGGCCAGACAUGUGUUUUCAAAGUACAUGAUUUGGUGCACGAUCUUGCAAUGUAUGUAGCAAAAGACGCAUUUGUGGUGGUAAACUCCUAUACUCAAAAUAUACCUGAGCAAGCAAGACAUUUAUCAAUUGUUGAAAAUGACUCACUUGGUCAUGCUUUGUUUUCCAAGUCGAAAAGUGUGAGAACUAUUUUGUGUCCCAUCCAAGGAGUAGGUGUCGAUAGUGAAACUCUCUUGGAUUCAUGGAUAUCAAGAUACAAAUACUUGCGCUAUUUAGAUUUAAGUGAUUCUUCAUUUGAGGAGCUGCCUAAUUCGAUUUCUAAAUUGGACCUUCUUCGAGUUCUCAUUCUUUCUCGCAACAGCAAAAUCAGAAGACUUCCUCAUUCUAUAUGUGAACUCCAAAAUUUGCAAGAGUUGUCAGUCAGAGGAUGCAUGGAGCUUGAAGCAUUGCCUAAAGGACUAGGGAAGCUAAUCAACCUUCGACAAUUGUUUAUAACAACAAAGCAAUCUGUUUUGUCACAUGAUGAAUUUGCAAGCAUGCACCAUCUUCAAACUUUGGGUUUUCAUUAUUGUGACAAUUUGAAGUUUUUCUUUUACGCUGCACAACAACUCGCUUCCCUUGAAACAUUGUUUGUUCAAUCAUGUGGGAGCCUAGAGGUCUUACCUCUAUAUUUUUCCUAAAUUACAAACUCUGUUAAUUUCGGACUGUGAGAUGUUAAAUCCAUGGUUAUGUAAUGAAUGCCCAAUCACAAACUUAAGCUUGAUGAAACAUCUGUAUCUUGGGGAUUUUCCAAGUCUUUUGACGUUGCCUCAUUGGAUUUUAGGUGCUUCAAACACAUUACUUUCCUUGGUAAUUAAAAAUUUUCCAAACCUUAAGUCGCUCCCCGAGUGUCUAUCAUUCUUGACUUGUCUUAAGAGGCUUCAAAUUGUUGACUGUCCUCAACUGUUGAGUCUUCCAAAUGACAUGCAUCACCUCAUUGUCCUCAAAUACUUGGGAAUAGACGGUUGUCCUGAAUUGUGCCGAAAAUGUCAGCCUCAAUUUGGUGAGUACUGGCCCAUGCUUUCUCAUGUCAAACACGUUUUCAUUGGAGAUCCAAAUGGAAAGGAAAACUGAAGUCGUCAUCUGCCUUUAAGGUAGGUCAAGCCAAUAGGCACCAUCAUUGUUAGGAUCCUGAGGAAGGUUAGUACCAUUUUGUUCUAUUGGAACAGGAUUUGACUCUUCACCUUUCUUGUAUAGUAACGCUCCAUUGGAGAAAAACCAAUUGAC
Medicago truncatula (barrel medic) is the source of this 2032-nucleotide messenger RNA. RefSeq names its product putative disease resistance protein RGA3. Gene Ontology annotation, molecular function: ADP binding. Lineage: Eukaryota; Viridiplantae; Streptophyta; Magnoliopsida; Fabales; Fabaceae. The record is from RefSeq and is a predicted model, not a curated record. The coding region runs from base 10 to 1446 and encodes 478 amino acids. The transcript is spliced from 2 exons.